Molecule: messenger RNA, 3726 nt
Organism: Cornus florida
Lineage: Eukaryota; Viridiplantae; Streptophyta; Magnoliopsida; Cornales; Cornaceae
Exons: 7
Coding region: 251-3319 (1022 amino acids)
Molecular function (GO): zinc ion binding; DNA binding
Source: RefSeq, a predicted model, not a curated record
CAUGUAAUGAAUCUACCAGGACGCAUGGCAGAUCAAUAGUGAGUCGGCAACUCUCUCUCUCUAACUCUACACUCUCUCUCUCUUGGUCACAUGUACUAAUUGCUUCCUUUGGCUGGUGCUUCCUUUGGCUGGUUCUUUCAUGGAUGUAAAACAAUAGUCAGCAGAAGGUUGGUUUGAUUACAAAGGACAGCAGGUGUGAAGGAUUUGCUAAGGUAAUAUCCAACUGGUUAGGAGGGUAGAUAAUGACGAGAUGGAACCAACUGAUUUAGGAUUAUCUCUGGAAUGUUCCAAUCAGUUCAUUCGGACAAAAUUGAAUAAUGAUUCAGGUGCAGGUGUAAAUGCAAGUUCUAGUUUGAACGUGACACUUGUGCCAUCUGACCCCCUAUCUGAAUUAGUUUGGUCUCCGCACAAAGGUCUGGGUCUCAAAUGUGCUGACGGCCGCUUUUCCGAGAAAAAACUUUCCCUUCUAUGGGAUGUGGGAACAAGCAAUAUCGUUCUUUCUCCGCCUGACAAACAAAUAGAUGAGAUAAAUUUGGUUACGUCACAAGCGGCUAAUUUCUACAGGUCUUGUAGAGGAAGUGAUGAUAUAAAUCUAGUGAGUGGAUCAACUGAUAAACACAAUACAGGAACCAGUGAUAACAUGGAUGAAAUGAAUACUCAUGAUGGGGAGCAUCACCCCAGUGCAAAUAACAUUCAAAUUACUAAUGUUGUUAAAACAAUAAAUCACAAUGCAGAUGAAGAAAAUCCUAAAACUUCUGAUUUUCUACCGCCCACAACCAGUGAUCCCAUCACUUUUGGCAUCGAAGAAAGAGAAACAAUGGCCGGGGAUUUUAAUAAAGUGAUGAUGACCGAUCCUGAUGGGAAAAUUGAAGAUCUUGCUAGUGGCAAACGGAAAUUGGGCUUUGAAGUUGCUUUGGCCUCUGAAGUUCGUACAGUGAAACAGAGUGAGGCUCUUGAUAAUGCAGUACAAAACUUAACCUCUGCAGGCAGUAGAUCCAAAGAACUAGCUUUAAUUAUUAAAAGAGAGAGUGAGAACAAGAUGAAGACACAUGAUUCUACUGAUUCUUCCCCUCUGGAGAAGCUAGAUUCCACUGCUGAAAGUGGUUUACGGUUUCCUACUAGUAAAGAUGAUUGUGGGGCGAGUGAAGAGAGAUUUCAAUGGAAGAAUUCUGUUCCACUAGAAACUUCUCCAUUGAAUAGCAGAGUUCAUUUCUGUAGAAGGAAAGGUAAAGAAAAGGCUUUAUCUGAUGGAGAUGCUAACCAAAAAUUGUCAAAAGAAGAGGAUGAAAGUGAUGAGAGCGUUGAAAGUUGUAAUAGUGUUGGGUUGUUUACAGCCGGAAAGAGGCCAUGGAGCUUUGAACAGCUUAAUUUUGUUGGGAGUAAAAGAGUGAAAAAACAAAUCCAAGAAAGUCCUGCUUCAACAUCCUUUGUCAGACAAGAUAGCUCUUUCAUGAAUUGGAUAUCAAACAUGGUGAAAGGCUUACCUAAAUCCACUCAAGAUGAGGCUCCUUCACUUGCUCUUACCCUUGCCAAUCCUUCGCAUGGGCAUGAAAGUCUUAAUCAGGAAAUCGUUGCAUGCAACAAAAACACUGAUCUUGGAAGCAGAAAUAUGGGCUUCCAAUCUCUUUUUCAAUCUUUAUACUGUUCAAAUGCGAAGAUAGUGGAAUCUAGGAUGUCCAGUGGCGUCUACCCAAAAGGAGAUUAUAAAGAUCCCGUGCUGGAUGAGAAAACAUGUAAUGCUAACAUAUCUCUGACAACCUGCCACGGGGAGAAUAAUCAGUUUCGCAAACAGUUCCUUCUAUGUGGAAAUGGAGAUGGUUUGGCAACUCAGCCCAGAAUCCAGUUUGCAACUAUUGCUUCCUCUCAGGAAACCAGCAAGGCAAACUUGGCAGAGGAUAGAACUUCAUGUGACCUGCUGUGCGUUGAGGCAAAAGAUGGAAUACACCCAUCCGACUCCUCCUCGAGUAAAUGCAAGACCAACAGUGCUGAUCCUCCGUCCAAAGGCAAAGCAAUCCAUAGUAUUGGUUACAGGGAAGAUCCUCUGAGGAGUUUGUGGAUUACUAGAUUUUCUGCAAAACCUCUAGGCUCUGUGUUAGAUUUAGAUCAUUAUGACCAGAGAACAAGAAGAGCACUGGAGUGUUCAGCUGACUGCACAAGGCCUACUACUCAAGCUCAAAGUUGUGUUGAUUUUCCCAUUGACCAGAAAGGUUCAGAGGCCAACGAGUACUCCACUGAAGACCCUGCGUUUGCUGGUACGGAAUUGCAGAAAUAUGCUCCCAAAACAGGGGCUGCCUUCAAAAGAAUUCAUGGAUUUGAAGGUCGCCAGUCCACAUUUAAGAUGAACCCUAUUCUACCUUCCCCAAAAUAUAAGAGCUCAGAAGUAAUGGCCUCUGUGUUUGCAAGGAGAUUGGAUGCCUUUAAUCACAACAUACCAUCAGACGUAAAGGAUGAUGCAAUUAACACAACAUCAACUUGUUCCUAUUGCGGCAGAAGUGGCCAUGAGUUACGUGAUUGCUCAGAAAUAACACAAACUGAGCUGGAGGAUCUUCUAAGAAACAUCACUUCAUAUGAUGGAACAGAAGAAUCUUCUUGUUUUUGCAUUAGAUGCUUUCAGCACGAUCACUGGGCUGUUUCUUGUCCCGUGUCAUCCUCCAGCAAGCAAAAUCAACCCGGUGCCUCGUUGGUUAAUCAUCACACUGCUAAAAGAGUACAGCUUCCUCAAACUGCUGGUGUGCAGGUUAUUUGGUUUGGGAAAAAACCUCAAGUGGACACUGGUUUCAAUCUGAACCCAAAAUGCAGCGGGAAGACCCCUGAUAGCAGAUUUUCAAAUUUGAAGCAUAUUACUUCGAGUUCUGGGGAGAAAAGGUUGCAAGAAAAUCAGAACAGAAUUGUGUGCAAUUUUGUCAAUAAACAGAUUUCAGAUGUACCAAAAAGAAUGUUUGACGCUAUGAGGAGGCUUCAUUUGACUCGUCGGGAUAUCCUCAAAUUGCUAAACUCCCAAGUCCCACUCGAUCUGGAUGGUUUUUUCAUACGCGUACGGCUUGGGAAGUGGGAAGAAGGACUGGGGGGAACAGGCUACUAUGUGGCUUACAUAACUGGGUUACAAAGAGAAACAUCGUCACAUAAUUCCACGAAUUCCAUCCCUGUAAACGUUGGGGGUAUCCACUGCACGAUUGAAAGUCGGUAUGUCUCCAAUCAAGAUUUCCUCGAGGAAGAGCUUAUGGCAUGGUUGUUCACAAUCUCGCGAAAUGGUGGCAGGAUUCCAUCGGAAGAGGAGUUGAUAUUAAAAUUUGAAGAGCGAAAAAGGUUAGGCUUUUAGGCGUUGAACGUAGGGUUCAUGCCUCACCUGGCCACAGUAGAUUUAGCGUUUUGGCUCCAUAGAUGAACAUAAAGUAAGCAAGCACUGGGCCGGAUGAGCUACUACGUUGUAUUGUAAUCAAGGUUUCGAAAAAUUUUAGUUUCUCUGUUUUGUAUUGUAGUCGAGGUUUUGAAAAUUUUUGUUAUGGAAUCAUUCAUUGGUAGGUCAAAUUUGAAAAUUCUUGUUGAUGAGCAUCUCAUUGUUGGAACUGGGGUUGAAAUGAAAAUCUCCAACUAGAGAUAUCAAUUGGUUGGUACUUGGUUCAAAUUGCUGUGCAAAAUCUAACUUUAUUAUUUUGCACCCACCUGCUUAUUUUGGUUACAUUAAUGUAUAUGUUAUCUAUGUGGAGAAAAAUAAAUUGGCUUAAA